Poecilia latipinna (sailfin molly) is the source of this 1422-nucleotide messenger RNA. It is a transcript of the gene calr3b, whose product is annotated as calreticulin 3b. The transcript is spliced from 9 exons. Gene Ontology annotation, biological process: protein folding; ERAD pathway. The record is from RefSeq and is a predicted model, not a curated record. Gene Ontology annotation, cellular component: endoplasmic reticulum; endoplasmic reticulum membrane. Gene Ontology annotation, molecular function: calcium ion binding. The coding region runs from base 122 to 1369 and encodes 415 amino acids. Lineage: Eukaryota; Metazoa; Chordata; Actinopteri; Cyprinodontiformes; Poeciliidae.
GCAGCCAUCUGUUCGCCGUAGCCACUCUAAAAUAUUCCCUUCUCUUCCUUCUUCCACAAACUUGCUGUUUAGCCCGGAGGUGCCUCUGUGAGCAGCGGGACGUGAAGCUGAAAGGAGAAAAAUGAAGCUUUUAGGUUUAGUUGUGGUAAUAUUUGCAGUCUACUGCGCUCACGCUAAGGUUUAUUUUCGGGAGGAGUUUCUGGACGGUGAUGAAUGGAGAAGUCGCUGGGUUAACUCCAAGCACAAGUCUGACUAUGGAGAGUGGAAACUGACUGCUGGAAACUUCUAUGGAGAUGCUGAAAAAGACAAAGGUCUGCAGACGAGCCAAGAUGCCCGCUUCUACGCCGUCUCUGCCAGCUUCGACCCGUUCAGCAACGAGGGGAAGUCUUUGGUCAUUCAGUUUACGGUCAAGCAUGAGCAGAAGAUCGACUGUGGUGGCGGCUACGUGAAGGUCUUCCCUGCUGACUUGGAGCAGACUGAAAUGCAUGGGGAAUCCUCAUACUACAUCAUGUUUGGCCCUGACAUCUGUGGCUACAGCACCAAGAAAGUCCACGUCAUCUUUAACUACAAGGGCAAGAAUCACUUGAUCAAGAAGGAGAUUAAGUGCAAGGACGAUGAGCUGACCCACCUGUACACGCUGAUCCUGAACCCAGAUCAGACCUAUGAGGUGAAGAUCGACAACGAGAAAGUGGAAUCUGGCAGUCUGGAGGAAGACUGGGACUUCCUGCCUCCCAAGAAAAUUAAGGAUCCCGAAGCCAAGAAACCAGAAGACUGGGAUGACCGCCCCAAGAUCGACGACGCCGAUGACACAAAACCCGAGGACUGGGAUAAACCUGAAAACAUUCCUGAUCCUGAUGCUAAGAAGCCUGAAGACUGGGAUGAAGACAUGGAUGGAGAAUGGGAGCCACCGAUGAUCCCCAACCCAGAGUACAAAGGAGAGUGGAAACCCAAACAGAUCGACAACCCCAACUACAAGGGAGUCUGGGUUCAUCCUGAAAUUGACAAUCCCGACUACAGUCCCGACUCCACCAUCUACAAGUUCGACAACAUCGGCGUUCUUGGCCUUGACCUUUGGCAGGUGAAAUCUGGUACGAUCUUUGACAACUUUUUGAUCACCGACGACGUGAAGGAAGCUGAAGAAAUCGGGAAGGAGACGUGGGGCGUGACGAAGGAACCGGAGAAGAAAAUGAAGCAAGAGCAGGAUGAGGUGAAGCGAAAAGAGGAAGAGGAGAAGAACAAAGAGCAAGCCACUGAGGGCGAUGAAGACGACGACGAGGUGGAAGAGGACGAAGAGGAGGAUGAAGAUGCAAAGGACGAGACUCAUACAGAAAAUGAAGACGACGAGUCAAAGCCCAAAGAUGAGCUUUGAGACGGUGUAGCUAAAACAGAUUUAUCUAAAAAAAAAAGAAUUUCAGCCCCUUC